This is a messenger RNA of Arabidopsis thaliana (thale cress), 216 nucleotides long. RefSeq lists its product as uncharacterized. NCBI's taxonomy places the organism in Eukaryota, Viridiplantae, Streptophyta, Magnoliopsida, Brassicales, Brassicaceae. The record is from RefSeq and is marked reviewed. The transcript has 2 exons. Bases 40 to 216 code for a protein of 58 amino acids.
AUUCAGAUUUCAGAUCAAACAGAGCAUCUAACACUUGUAAUGGAUCCGUUGGAUUCUGUUGAUGCUGAGUAUUUGAGAUCAUUAGAUGUGAAAUCUUGGAGAGUCAUUGAGUUGGAACAAGCUAGAUAUGAACAACAACAAGCUAAUGAUGAAGCAGGAGGAUCUAAAAAGCUGAAAAGAAAACUGAGAGAUGAAACAGGAACACCUAUGACAUAG